Musca domestica (house fly) is the source of this 1891-nucleotide messenger RNA. RefSeq names its product pickpocket protein 19. NCBI's taxonomy places the organism in Eukaryota, Metazoa, Arthropoda, Insecta, Diptera, Muscidae. The record is from RefSeq and is a predicted model, not a curated record. Gene Ontology annotation, biological process: sodium ion transmembrane transport. Gene Ontology annotation, molecular function: ligand-gated sodium channel activity. The transcript is spliced from 8 exons. Bases 17 to 1750 code for a protein of 577 amino acids. Gene Ontology annotation, cellular component: membrane.
UCUCAAACGAAUCAACAUGGUGUGGCAUACAAAUGUGAAAAACUCGAAAACGCCUCAAAUGGAAUCUCUGCUGACACCUAAAAAAAUUAGCACCGAAAAACAACUAGAAGCGGAACAGCAGGAAGAGAAAACCCUAAUGGAUCUUUUGCGUUUAUAUUGGCAGCAAUAUUGUGAGAAAUCAACCAUACACGGAGUUCGUUAUAUUUAUGAUCCAUCGCUGCGCAGCAUUGAAAGGCUCAUUUGGAGUGCCUUGGUUAUAACCUGUGUAACCCUUACGUGUAUUGCCUACGGCAUGCUGGCAGAACGUUACUCGGCUCAGAAAUUACAAACCGUUGUGGAAAAUUCACAAUAUCCGGUAUAUCAGAUACCAUUUCCGGCCGUUGGUGUUUGUCCCAAUAAUCACAUUAACUGGAAUAGAUUCGAAGCGGCAAAAGCAACAUUUCUACCACCAAAUGCCGAUCACAAUGUCGUUGAGGUAUUUACCAGCUUCGUUGGCAGUAUGGAAUCGCUGGCGUUUGGUCAAUUCGAUAGUUUCGCCGAAAUGGAUGAUGUUAAUUUGGAAUUGUUGGAUGGCAUUGAUAUCACGAAUUUGACACAGUUCAUGACCAUACGUUGUGAGGAUAUUUUCGUUAAAGGUAAUUGCUAUUGGAGACGUGUCCCAUUCGAUUGUUGUUCCAUGUUUGUGGUGGAGAAAACGGAACAUGGCUAUUGUUUUGUCUUCAACUCGAUAUUGUCGAAGGCAUCGCAGCAGCUGAAGGAAAAACAUGGCGCCAAAUUUUAUCCCUUUCACAAUUCAAAAGCUGGCCAGGGUUCUGGUUUGGGAUUCCAAAUAAAGAUGGAUAAUUCCAUGAAGAGAAAUGAAUCCAAACUGGAUGAUACCAUAACGAUUCUCAUAAAACGCCCUGAAAAAUUAUCGAACAAUGGUUACACAAUUUCGGCUGGCACAGAAACAUAUGUCAUUAUUCGACCCGAAAUCACUGAAAGCUCCAAGGAUAUACGACCAUUGAAAAAGGAACAACGCAAUUGCUUUUUUGAAGAUGAAAAUGCUCUGCAGAGCUACAAUGUUUCGCCCGUAGUUGAACGAGACUUAAUUUUGAAUAAUUGCGUAAACGUCUGUCACGAAGAACAUUUGCGGAAAUAUUGUAACUGUACCCUGCCGCAGUUCUUUUUGAACACCGACGCAUCAGUGGAAACAUGUCGUGCCUCACAAUUCCGCUGUUUGGCAAAGCAUAAUGACAUUUUCAGUUACGACAAACGUUUGGAAGAAGAUGCCUAUUUCAGUUCAGCCAAACCAGGAAUGACUUGCUCCUGCUUGAUACCCUGCAACAUUAUCGAGUACUAUACGUCUUUAACAACGCUGCCGUUAACUGCACCAACAAACUCAACGGAGGAACAAUAUUACAAAGUUGAUGUCCACUACCAAUCGGAGGUUGUCAUCAAGUAUCGUACAAGCUUAGAGUUUACCAGCAUUGAUUUAAUUGCAAAUUUCGGUGGCAUCUUUGGUCUGUGUCUGGGUGCGUCCAUGGUCAGUGCAGUUGAGUUGUUGUAUUACCUCACAGUUGGACUUGCUCUCUAUUUAUACGAUAAUAACUAUUAUCGUAUACUCAAACAACAUAUUCGAGAUUUACGCAUGAAAUGGAUAUCCGGUAUCAAAGAAACGCUCAAUGAAGAGUACGGAAAUGGUACUUCCGUGAAGAGGAAAACUUCAUUUGUGCCUAAACGUCCGCAACCAAGAAAUAAUAAAUGGUGAUCGAUGGUGGGUGUGUGUGGCAGAUACAAGAUGAAAUGAAAUAUCCUAUAUGAGAUAUCAAUAUCCUAUAUAUUUCUAUGUGUGUGUGUUUGUGUAUAUGUGUAUAAUCUUUAAAUUAUUGAAUCUUUAAACAAAAUAUAC